GACCGAUCCUUCAGGCUUUGUUGAGGCAAAGAAGCCAUUUUGGGAUCUUGCAGCAGUGCCAUAGAAAACACUGGCCACUUACAAACUUCUCCUUUGGAAAUUGCCCCGACACCUCAUGAACGGACUUGGGAUAUAGCAGAUCCUGCUCACCAAUGGGAAAAUGCGCAGAAGCUGGAUUUUAGAGACAUAGUAUGAUCUAGAACGGUGAGAAUGGAUUAUUCCCAUCUUCAUACCUAUGCUCCCCCUCAGUGUCUGCCAGACAACACUGGGUAUACCUAUGCUCUCAGCUUUAGCAUCAGUAGACCCCUUAUAAGAAAGAGGGAGAGUCUGCGGCAUCACAGUUGUGUUUUUCGGAGUUGCUUACAAACGUACCAGUGUGUCAGACAGCUGCUCUGUGAGCUGCACGUGUUCACCAUUUGGAGAAGGCAAACAGAUGUUUCAUGCUCAAGCUAUUCAACAGAAGCCCUCGAUUUUGAGACGGUUCAUAAAUUGGCUCCGGUCUUUGAUUCUCCCAGAAUGUCGCGGCGCAGCCUUCGCUUGAAGACCAGCACAGGAAACUAUGCUGAUGAUAUUCUUAAUGACAGCGCACUCUCUCAGAGAUCUGUAAGGCAGCAACACAACAGCAGCAGACAGUCCUUGUCCAGCCAUCAUUCUGCAUCAAGGAGAUCUAUAACAAAUGCCUCCUUUCAGAGCAGCUUUAACUCUCAGAUCGCUGACACCUCAGCAGUGUCCAGCAUUUUAGAUGCAUCUUUAAUUCGGGAACAGACUGAAGUGAGUUCCAUAUGGGGUCUUGAUGACGAAGAAUUGAUGAAAGAUGGCAACACUACACUGAUUCAAUCCAAUGGAGACUUUAAUUCAGCAGAAACACAGACAACAAUGAUCAAUGGCUAUACGUGCAGUGACUGCAGCAUUGUCUCUCAGAGAAAUGAUACUUUGACAGCGCGUUCUGCAUCUUAUUCUGCAUCUGGAAAUUUUCAUGCAGCAUCUGGAAGUGUGCACACAGCCUGUGGAAAUUUACAUGCAGGAUCUGCAGUCACACAUGCAGCAGCCUCUGGAACUGUACAUUCGGGCUCUGCAAACGCACAUUCAGCAUCUUCAAGCAUGCAUACAUCAUCCACACAAGUUUACUCCAGGGACCGGAGCCAAAAAAACAGAUCAAGAGAAAUUCCUUUUUACAUGCAUAAGACCAUGCUGCUGUUUAAAAAUACUGCAUCAUCUCUAGGAACUUUGUUUGUGAGCCUGUUUCAUAUAGUUAUGCUGAAGCUUGGUUAUGACCUCAAAGCUCAUUUGAAUUACAGUGGAAGUGUGAAUGAGAGCGACUAUUUAAAAGAGAACGCACUUCUCCGUAUAAAUGGAAAAUCCCUGUGUGAUGAUUAUAAGGGGACGAAACACCUUGAAGCACAUACUACUGUCCACACGCAAUCUUCACGGGGUAGAGGGGUGACAGGAACCCUAUGUCACGCCCUUUAUUACACAGGCUAUUUAUUACUACAAGCAGUGCGCAGGGUUGGAGCUGCAGGAUGGUUUGUAUCCCGGAAGAUGUUGUCGUUUCUUUGGUUGGCCAUUGUCUCACCAGGUCGAGCAGCCUCCAGCUUGCUUUGGUGGCUGGGAACUGGAUGGUAUCAACUAACCACUCUGGUUUCUUUAUUAAAUGUGUUUAUCCUUACCAGAUGCCUUUCAAAGCCGUCUAAAUGGUUACUUCUGCUCUUGCCCUUGCUACUUUUGCUUGGGCUUUACUUAUGGGGCUCAGAUUAUAUACUGCUUCCUGCAUUCGGCAGUAUAAGAUUAUUUCCAUCUGAUACGGUUAAAGAAACAGCUGCCAGCCUCGAGCCUUCUCCAGAAAGCACUAUAUCUAGUCCAGGCAUCAAGGAAGAGAGCUUGUGGUAUGAUACUGACCGAGUAAAAGAGUUGGAAAAGCAGUUGGGAUUAAUGGGUCGUAAGCACAGUGACCAUAUGGAAGACUAUAAAACAAUGAAUGUUCUGGUCCUGAAGAUACAAGAGCAAGUUCAAAAGAUGAAUGAUGAAAGCCAUGUGUCAUCGAUUAUUACAAACAUAUUCGAGCAGCAUUUUGCUAAACAGACUGUUGGAAAGAAGGAACCCUCUGUGGAUUCUUCAAACGCCAUCAGCAAUCAUGAAGCGCGUAUUGUGCAUUUGGAGACACUGUUUGAAAAAGUAUCACAGGCUAUAGAGGAAGAUAGAAAAUUAUCAGAGUCAAGAACCAGCGGAGGUGAAAUUCAUGAUCAGGGUCUUCUCAGAAGGCGGAUUGAGAGUCUGGAGGAAGAGUUUGAAAAAUACAAAGCUGCUUUCCUAAACAGACAGACAGCACAGACCAGCUGUGACCUCCCAGACUGCCUUCUGCAAAAGGUGGAUGCAAGAGUUAAAGAAUCAGUUGAAAUGAUGUUUGCCAGCCAGGAAAAUAUUCCAGAAUCCUUAGUGCGGUGGCUGUCUGCAAAUUUUGUGAAUACGGGAGAUUUCAAUAGCAGGCUGCAGGAAAUGGAGCUGAAAAUUCUCCAAAACAUUACACACCAUGUUACCCUAACAAAGCCGAUCCCGUCUACAAAAGUGGUGGAGGCUGCAGUUACUGGGGCAAUAGAUGGCAUUUCUAAAGAGGAAACUCGAGUGAUGAUAAAUAAUGCUCUGAGACUCUACUCCCAAGAUCGCACCGGUAUGGCAGAUUUUGCAUUGGAAUCUGGAGGUGGCGGUAUCCUUGGUACUCGUUGCUCUGAAACAUAUGGGACAAAGACCGCUUUAAUGAGCUUGUUUGGCAUUCCUUUGUGGUAUUUUUCACAAUCCCCUAGAGUGGUUAUACAGCCGGAUAUGUACCCAGGAAACUGUUGGGCCUUUAAGGGAACCCAAGGAUUCCUUGUCGUUCGACUAUCAAGGAUGAUUUACCCAACUGCCUUUUCUAUUGAGCACAUACCCAAGUCCCUCUCACCAUUAGGAAACAUUACAAGCGCACCUAAAGAUUUUGCAAUAUAUGGCCUAGAUGACGAGUACCAGGAAGAUGGGCAAGUUUUACUUCGUGCCAUGUAUGAUCAAGAAGGGGAACCCUUGCAAGUAUUCCAUAUUCAGGAAGACUGUAGGAAACCUUUCCAGAUUGUGGAACUGAGAAUCUUUUCUAAUUGGGGCCAGCAAGACUUUACCUGUCUGUAUCGCUUUAGGGCACAUGGAACACCUGCACAAUAACCACUGUUUAUCUUAAAUGUACAUUUGUAUUAUAAAUAAUGCAAUCCUGGAACACUGGAAUACACACAUAUAUAUAAUAUAUUAUAAUAUUUAAAAUAUUUAAAAUAUGGGCAGCAGUAUUAUAUGCUGCAUGGUCAGUCUUCAUUCAGUCACUGCCAGGAAAACGAGAGAUACUCAAGCAAACCAAUUUGAUAUGCACUUAAACUGUCAUCCGUAUGCUUUACAACUUGUCUCCAAGCUCCGUAAAAUGCUGCAUGUAAAUUACUCAGGAUUAAAAGGCCAGUUAGCGGAAGGCAGCUACAAAGAAAUGCUUUUAAAAGGCACUUAAUGCGAAAGUUCAGGGUUUUUUUCCCCUUCUAUUUGUAGAUAUAAAAUGGUUUUGCAGAAAGUCCAAUUAACAUUACUUUUCCAUUGGUUCUUGAUAUCCUCCAUUAGCCAAUCACUAAUAAAGGCAGCUGACUGUAUCUAGUGGUUUAUUUACCUGGGAUAUAUAUGUAUAUGUAUAGAUUUAACAAACCUAUACUGUGGAAUUCUGUUUAAUGACUGAAACGUAUAAGAAAACAGAUUGUAGAACAUAUUAGUUUGUUAUUGUUCCUUUAAAUAGAAAGAUAUUGGGAUUUAUUAUCCAGAAAAUAGGAGGAAACACACUAACUCUUCAGUAAACUCAUUUUGUUUGUUUAAAAAAAAAAUAAAAAAGCCACAGUAAGAAGAA
This is a messenger RNA of Xenopus laevis (African clawed frog), 3898 nucleotides long. It is a transcript of the gene sun1.S, whose product is annotated as Sad1 and UNC84 domain containing 1 S homeolog. Gene Ontology annotation, molecular function: protein-membrane adaptor activity. Bases 211 to 3186 code for a protein of 991 amino acids. The transcript has 24 exons. The record is from RefSeq and is a predicted model, not a curated record. Gene Ontology annotation, cellular component: nuclear envelope; nuclear inner membrane; meiotic nuclear membrane microtubule tethering complex. Lineage: Eukaryota; Metazoa; Chordata; Amphibia; Anura; Pipidae.